AUCUUCACACAUUUGACUCACACACUACCGUACAGUAGAUAGAAAUAACCAGAUAUUAACCGCAGUCUCCCCCCGGAGGAAUUUCACAAGAGAGAGAGAAAAAAUGGCGAUGGAUCCGAAAGCAGACAAGCUCAUAAGGAGAACGGCCAUGGUGGCCUCCAUCACAGCCGCCUACUUCCUCCUCACCGCCGACUACGGCCCUCAGGAGAAUGCCUUAGGCCCUAUAAAGAGAGGCAUAGAAUCUGUUGAGUCCUCUGUGAAAAAUUUUAUCUUUGGCCGUGGCAAAGAAACUGAAGGUAAUCAUCAGACCUCAUCUCAACCGAAAAAGCCUGAACAAGAUGAUAAGGCGAAAGCGAAGUAAGCAUUGGAGAACUGAAGGCAAUCCCUAGUCUUUUGACAUUUACACGUAAUGCUGCUUUUAAUUAGAAGAUUGAUAUGUUUGGGGAUAGUCUUUUGUCACUGUUGUUUUCUGCUGAUACCGAGUGCUAUAAAACUCAAUUGAGUUGUAUAUGGUAUAUGGUUUCCUAACUAUAUGGAUGAUAUAAGUUUCUGUUUUCGAUCU
Messenger RNA from Asparagus officinalis (garden asparagus), 562 nucleotides. RefSeq lists its product as uncharacterized. Lineage: Eukaryota; Viridiplantae; Streptophyta; Magnoliopsida; Asparagales; Asparagaceae. The transcript is spliced from 2 exons. Bases 104 to 361 code for a protein of 85 amino acids. The record is from RefSeq and is a predicted model, not a curated record.